Callithrix jacchus (white-tufted-ear marmoset) is the source of this 9635-nucleotide messenger RNA. The record is from RefSeq and is a predicted model, not a curated record. NCBI's taxonomy places the organism in Eukaryota, Metazoa, Chordata, Mammalia, Primates, Cebidae.
CUGGGCUUGGGACUUAGCGGGGGCGUGGGACUUAGGCUCCCUCCUGAAGCAUUUCCCAAUAGAGACCUCAGUCCGGUCACCAUAGGGACCCCACCCCUUCUCUGUUUCCAUGGGGACGGGUAUCCAGCCCCCCUUCCCUGUUUCCAUGGAGACCCGGACCCUGCCCCUCCUGUCUGCGCUUGGAGACCCCCAGCUGGUCUUCGGAUUUUUCUGUGUGGCCCCGUACUGGGCACUGUCCCAGACAGGUUCAUUUACCCAGCCUCCUCUCAAGGGGGCUCUGUUCGCACUCCUCUUGGCCACCCUCAAACCUCCCGGUCUUGUUUGUUCCGGACAGUUGGUCUCUGCGUUGCCGCUGAGGGUGCCGGGGCAGCCCACUGGGGCCCUCGGUGCUCUUCUCUCUCUUCUCAGAUGCAGCGAAAUGUACAUCUAUGGGGUUGCAUAAGCCAGAGCUAGGGGUCGGGCCGGUACCUCCCGGAUCGGAUCCUUUGGCCUGUCUUUGGUAACUCUCUAGCCACCCCACUAAGUAAAGGCUCACUCUCUAACCCAGAGCAAAAGAGAAAGACUUUAUGUGCAAAGCCAGACUGAAAACUAAAAGGGAUAUGCUGAUUAUUUUAAAAUUCUCUGUUCUGCCUGCCAAACCCACAUUUGUAGAGCUUGUGUUUGUAGAUGAAGGAAGAAUCACUAUUCCAGAACAUGAAAGCUUCAAAUAUGGUAUUUUUCUCAAGAGAAUAUAUCUUCCCAAGAUAUUAUCUUCACGAGAGUGUAUGUUGUCAUGUCUUUCAUUCAUUUAGCUGACAUUUCCUGCGCUUCCAGUAUCAGUGUGUUAUGCUAGGGGCUGUGGAAACAAAAAUAAUAAGUAAGACUCAAUUCAUUCAGGGAUGAGAGCCCAUUAUACAGCCAUAACUUCUGACACCAUAUUGUUUUAAGGCAUAAAUAGAUAACAGUGAUCUUCACUGUUUGUGCCUGAUUGGGGAUUAGCCCCUCCACCCAGAAGGUUGAAACAUCUGUUCUAGGUGGCAGGGAAGGAAUUCACACUUCUUCGUCUACUAUUUAUCAAACAUUGUGCUUUGCAUGUGUUACCUCUUUUAUUCCUUGUAAAACGGAGAGAACAGGAAUUAAUAGUCCCAUCUUGCAUAUAAGAAAAGUGACGUACAGAAAAGUUAACCAUGUAGUAAAGGGCAAAGCCAGGAUCUGUAGGUAGUUGGCUCUGCCUCCAAAGCCUUGUUCCUUCUACCAUAAAUUGCAUGAAACCAUUUACUGCCUCGUGGUCUAAUUUGGAGGAUAUUUGAAUGGAGUUUCCUUUAAGAUUUGUAGCAAUUCAGCCUUUAAGCAGCCACUGUUCUGUUUGCUCUUUUGUCCCCUUUAAGUAUUUUGACCAAGUUUCAAAUUGUUUGACAGGCAUAUUCAGAAGGUCUUAUGAACUUACUCAAUUUUUGAAAAGCAUUGCUUUUCUUUCCUUCCUUCCUUAGUCUUUCUCUCUCUCUUUCUUUCUUUUUCUUUCUUUUUAUAGAGAUGGCGUCUCACUAUGUUGUUUUGACCAUGGUGAUCUCAAACUACUGGCCUCAGACAAGUCAUUAUCUUUUCAUUUCUCACAAUUGAGCUGAGCACAACUGAACCAUGGGGGAACACAGUCCAGACAACAACAUCAUCUACUUUAAGGCAGAGGAAGAUGAGCUGACCCCCGAUGAUAAAAUGCUCAGGUUUGUGGAUAAAAAUGGACUGAUGCCUUCCUCAUCUGGAACUGUUUAUGAUAGGACCACUGUUCUUAUUGAGCAGGACCCUGGCACUUUGGAGGAUGACGAUGAUGACGGACAGUGCGGAGAACACUUGCCUUUUCUAGUAGGGGGUGAAGAGGGUUUUCACCUGAUAGAUCAUGAAGCAAUGUCCCAGGGUUAUGUGCAACAUAUUAUCUCACCAGAUCAGAUUCAUUUGACAAUAAACCCUGGUUCCACACCCAUGCCGAGAAAUAUCGAAGGUGCAACCCUCACUCUGCAGUCGGAAUGUCCGGAAACGAAACGUAAAGAAGUAAAGCGGUACCAAUGUACCUUUGAGGGCUGUCCCCGCACCUACAGCACAGCAGGCAACCUGCGAACCCACCAGAAGACUCACCGAGGAGAGUACACCUUUGUCUGUAAUCAGGAGGGCUGUGGCAAGGCCUUCCUUACCUCUUACAGCCUCAGGAUUCACGUGCGAGUGCACACGAAGGAGAAGCCAUUUGAGUGCGACGUGCAGGGCUGUGAGAAGGCUUUCAACACACUGUACAGGCUGAAAGCACAUCAGAGGCUUCAUACAGGGAAAACGUUUAACUGUGAAUCUGAAGGCUGCAGCAAAUACUUCACCACACUCAGUGAUCUGAGGAAGCACAUUCGAACCCAUACAGGGGAAAAGCCAUUUCGGUGCGAUCACGAUGGCUGUGGAAAAGCAUUUGCAGCAAGCCACCACCUUAAAACUCACGUCCGUACACAUACUGGUGAAAGACCCUUCUUCUGCCCUAGUAAUGGCUGUGAGAAAACAUUCAGCACUCAAUACAGUCUCAAAAGUCACAUGAAAGGUCACGAUAACAAAGGACACUCAUACAGUGCCCUUCCACAACACAAUGGAUUAGAGGAUACAAAUCACUCACUUUGUCUGAGUGACUUGAGCCUUCUGUCCACAGAUUCUGAAUUGCGAGAAAAUUCCAAUACAACACAGGGCCAGGACCUCAGCACAAUUUCACCAGCAAUCAUCUUUGAAUCAGUGUUCCAGAAUUCAGAUGAUACAGCAAUUCAGGAAGAUCCUCAACAGACAGCUUCCUUGAUUGAAAGUUUUAAUGGUGAUGCAGAGUCAGUCAGUGAUGUUCCGCCAUCCACAGGAAAUUCAGCAUCUUUAUCUCUUCUACUUGUACUGCAGCCUGGCCUCUCCGAGCCACCCCAGCCUCUACUACCUGCCUCAGCUCCGUCUGCUCCCUCCCUAGAACCUGGCUCCCAGCAAGCUGCAUUUGGCAACCCCCCUGCCCUCUUACAACCUCCAGAAGUGCCUGUUCCCCACAGCACACAGUUUGCUGCUAAUCAUCAAGAGUUUCUUCCGCACCCCCAGGCACCACAGCCCAUCGUACCAGGACUUUCUGUUGUUGCUGGGGCUUCUGCAUCAGCAGCAGCAGUGGCAUCAGCUGUGGCAGCACCAGCCCCACCACAAAGUACUACUGAGUCCCUGCCAGCCAUGGUCCAGACUCUGCCCCUGGGUGCCAACUCUGUCCUAACUAAUAAUCCCACAAUAAGCAUCACCCCAACUCCCAGCACAGCUAUCCUGCAGUCCAGCCUAGUCAUGGGAGAACAGAACUUACAGUGGAUAUUAAAUGGUGCCACCAGUUCGCCACAAAACCAAGAACAAAUUCAGCAAGCAUCUAAAGUUGAGAAGGUGUUUUAUACCACUGCAGUACCAGUAGCCAGUAGACCAGGGAGCUCUGUCCAGCAGAUUGGCCUCAGUGUUCCUGUGAUCAUCAUCAAACAAGAAGAGGCAUGUCAGUGUCAGUGUGCGUGCCGGGACUCUGCAAAGGAGCGGGCGUCCAGCAGGAGGAAGGGCUACUCCUCCCCACCACCCCCUCCACAGCCAAGCCCCCAGGCUCCUGAUGGGCCCAGCUUGCAGCUCCCAGUGCAGACUUUCUCUUCAGCCCCUGUUCCCCGGUCACCAUCCUCCACCAUGCCCUUCUCCUGUGAGCAAAGCCGACAAGCAGAGGCUCCUUCAGACCCUCAGACAGAAACGUUAAGUGCCAUGGAUGUGUUACAGUUUCUAUCCCUUCAGAACAUGGACACCCCGUCCAAUCUGAUUCCCCUUGAAGCACUACUGCAGAGGGAGGAGGAGAUGGGCCUCACCAGCAGCUUCUCCAAGUGAAGGGCCAUGUGUGCUCACCUCCAGGAAAAAGAGGGUGAGCAGGAGGCAUGAGGUACAAUGCCUGCCAUCAUGGGUCAGAAAUUUGAAGGAUGAAGAAAUUUACUGUUUGAAAUCCUCACCUUUCAGACGUAUUUUCUUUAUUCACAUCCCAGGAACUAAUCUUUGGAAAAAAACAAAAAAUAACAAAAAAAGCUAAGUUAUAAGUGAACUGUUUGGCUGCACUGUAUGUCACUUUUGCUUGUUGUCAUGUGAACUUGGAAACUAAGGUUACUCGUAUGCAUAAAAAUUCUAAAUGAAAGGAUGUGGUUUCCAUCAAUCUGAGGCUGCCCAUCACUUGCACUGGGGUCUUUGUGGAUUGGGCAGGAGAGUUCAGUGUGUUGGGUGUUGUUCCUUCUUGUGUGUCUUUUGAAUCUGAGGCUGACAUUUGCUUGGAAGGCCAGACCCUUGCUCCAUCAGAGAGGGCAGUGGCAAAGGCCAGUGAGGCAGCUGUGAGUUGGUCAGGGUUCAGGUGAGAUGGUGUUGUCAUUUGUGCUUAGUGUUGGUGGAGCUCAGGGUGGAUAACACGGGUCGUUCUGCAGCCCGCUUCAGCACAAAUAGGCAGCUUCAGGCCCUGCUCGCAGGCUGUGGGGUUGAUCUGGUUCUGCAGAGGCCCUAGGCAGCUUGUUGAGUGCUGUCUGUCAAGGACGUGUGUGCAGAGCAGGCUCUAGCAACAUUAUCGCUGUCUUUGCCUUCCUGGUUCUUUUUCUCAGCUGGUUGCCAGGGCUUGCAGAUCGCAGUGAAUUUUCCUUGGGGAAUAUCACUGUUUCUUCCUAGAGUGAACAUGUGGUUUAUGGUCAGUUGCUGUUUGGUGGUCUGCCUUCUUUUUAAUGGUAUUUUCUUCCUCAGAGCAGAAGGGCUGCAUUUUGCUUAUCAGGAGAAGGUACAGAUUGAAGGGAAUUCGUAUGAGGUGGCAUGUAAUUGGCAGGCCAGGAGUCCUGUUUCCAGGUUCUAGCCAGGCUUUGGGUUGCCCCCUCCAUCUCUGCCCCUCCCCGCCUGGAUUUUGCAUACAGCCUCAUACAGUGCAAACAAAGAUGUGACUUGCUCAGCUUAAUCAUGUGAUUUAUUAAAAAAAGAAAAAAAAAAAAAGAAAAAACACAAAACGAUGAUCUUCUACUCAGGGUAUAACAAAACAAAACAAUUCCCUUUCCACCAAAAAGCCUGAAAUGUUGCAAUAAGUUAUCUCAUUUGGAAUGUUUCAUUAAGUUGUGAUAUAGGAAAAAAUUGUGUGUGUGUGUGUGUGUGUGUGUGUGUGUAUAGAAUUAUAUCCAUCUGUCUGCCUUUGGCUCCAAGUCAUUGCCUCGUAAAAUAAAAGAUAAGAUACAAUCCACACUAGCAUGAAAAGUUUUUCUCAACAGGCUAUAUUAACAUAGUCAUGAGUGCUCACCAAACUCACCAAGCUCAGAAGCCAGGCAUGACCUGAGGUGCAGAAUAGGCCUCUGCCUCCCAAGAGCCUUUUCCCUGCCCUAAGCAAGGAGCAGUGUUCCACAAACAAGGCUGCUCUUCCAAGCCAACAGUGUCAGGCAGGAAGCAGCCAUAAUUUUGCCUUGCAUUUUCAUUCCCUAAUGUAAAGGGAUCUGCAUUGGUCACUCUCCUAUUCUCUGAGCCAUUGCUCAGGGCCAGCCGAGAUAUGAUUGAGAGCAGAUGAUUGACCUUGGAGCCAGAGGCCCUCCCUUGCCUUUAGCCAGGAUGUUCAGGGACAGACAAAGAGGGCAGUGGUGGUGAAUGUAGUUACUGCCAUGAGGAAAAAUGGUCUUAACUAUAAGAAGUCAAUUUCUCAUUCCAGGACCCUAGCCAGGGGAAUUGAUUUUUUUUUUUUAGCUGGAGUUUCACUCUUGUUGCCCAGUCUGGAAUGUAGUGCCGAGAUCUCAGCUCACUGCAACCUCCGCCUCCCAGGUUCAAGAGAUUCUCCUGCCUCAGCCUCCCAAAUAGCUGGGGCUACAGGCAUGCACCACCACACCUGGCUAAUUUUGUAUUUUUAGUAGAAAUGGGGUUUCUCCGUGUUGGUCAGGCUGGUCUUGAACUCCCAACCUCAGGUGAUCCGCCCACCUUGGCCUCCCAAAGUGCUGGGAUUACAGGUGUGAGCCAACUGCCCAGCCUAGGGAAUUGACUUCUUUUUGACCUUCUGCACUCCCCUCCCCAAAAGGCUUGUGGCUUCUGGUGACCAUUGACUUCAGCAGAAGUUGGUAAGGCAGGAGGAAUCUCCUGUUUACACAGUGGGUUAGUCCUCCUGGAAAACCACCUGCUUAGUGUGAGAUGUCCUUGGCUGUCUCAGCCUCGCAUCCAUAGGAAGCUUUGAGAUACGGCCCUUGCUGUUUACAACUUCUGAGAGAGGAGUGAUGGGACCCCAAACUAAGCUUGUAUUAGAGGGCAGUAAUGACCCUCCCAUAUGCCCAUCCUAUGGUCACCUGGGAUUUGGGUUCCCUGGGAGCGGAGGUGGGAAAUAGGAGCCCAGGGAAUGCCAUUUGAAGCACCCGUGGUUUAAUUAUCGACUUCCUGAUUAGCCGGGAAUGUGCUCAUAUUGCAGCCCUACCCACGUCAGUGGCCUUUUCACUCUCAAAGAUCAGGGGUGACGAAGCAGCAUCUUUUUUUUUUUUUUUUUAAGAUGGGGUUUCACCAUGAUGGCCAGGCUGGUCUUGAACUCCUGACCUCAGGUGAUCCACCCACCUUGGCCUCCCAAAGUGCUAGGAUUACAGGCGUGAACCACCGCGCCCAGCCAAAGCAGCAUCUUAAACAGUGUUUAGGCUGACAGAUUUUUCCAGUUGAAGAAGCUGAAGUGUCUGCCUUUUGAGGGUGACUUUAGAUUACAAGAGAGACUAUCAGAUCCAAUCAGCUUUGAAAAAUCAGGAAUGUGCUUAAAAUGCCAGUAAGUGGUUGUGAAGAUCAGGUUUAUUUCCCAGGGUAGGUAGUCUUCCUUUCCCUCCUUUUCCAGUUCUCUUUUCCUACCUGCCCUUCCCUAAGCCUGGUCUGUAGUGCCAAGGACCUUGGAGAAGAGAGGGCCCCUAGCUAAGCUGGAGCCAGAAAGAACCUUCAUGGUGAGUGUGGUUUCCCAAACCUGGGAAAUGAACCUUGGGUGAGGUAUGGGAGGGUUUGUAGAAUUCCAGUGGGUAAAAUCAAGCCUUUUUUCACUCCCAUAGUAAACUUAACCAUUUUAACCCUGUACAUUUAUCUUCCAGCUCCUACUAGCAUCUCCAAUUAGACAACCAUUUCGAAGGUGCUUAGCACCAGGGAUUGGGGUUCAUAGAUUUAGGAGGUGGUAAGGAAACUGGCUGGCACCACCAAACUACCUGAGUGAACUUGGCCCUUCCCAGGCAGGGAGGUUGGGCAUUGAGGGACAGUGGCCCAGUCUUUCCUGGCAGGGUCUGGCCAAUCUCAUGUGGGUACCACUAGUUUGGUGACAGAAGUGGUAUCAUUUAUUGAAUUCCACCUCUGUUUAGAAGGAGAUUAUGGUACAAAGCCCAGAAGGGGCCUUAAGAUGUGACGAUCUCUCCGAGUAAAAGGCAAGGGGCUUCUCUUCUUCACCUCUGGGAUAGUUGUUAGAUUGGAGAGUUUUAUUUUCAGGGUCAAGGCUGUGGACUGAUGGGGAUAUUGGAGGGUGGGUGGGUUUUCCUGAGAGACUUUGUAUAAUGCUGAAUGUGUCCAGAGGGACAAGUUUGCAGAACCUCAUAUUGGUAUAUUAAAGAAAUAAUAAAAUAAAAAAGCACUUUAGGUUAUUUUAUCUUUAACCCGAUUGCUGCAAUUUCUUUUGUGUGUGUGCGUGUGUGUAUAUAUAUAUAUAUAUAUAUAUACACACACACACUCUUUCCACAAAGUUUUAUUUUUUUGCUCAGAAUAAAAAGUUAAAUUGAGGUGUGAAAAGAAAAGCACUUACCUUGGUGCAAUAUGUGUAGCCUGAUGGUCGUUGUCCCAUGUGGCCCUGGCCUGGCCGUAUUUUUCCGCUCAGUCAGCCCUGAGCUAUGAGGCUGUCCAUAGGGAGACACUAUUAUGCAUUCUCAGCAACCGCUCAAUCUAUGCAAGCCUUCCCUGUGUGCCCCAGGGUGCCCCCUCAGGCUCUCUGAAGAACUGCUGUGGGUCCUGUUUUCUGCCGACUGUUGAGGCCCUUUUUCAUCACUUCUUGGUCUCUUGCCCUCUUUUCCCUCUUCACCAUUAUGAAAUGAAGCCUGAAAGGAAGGAACAGGUUGUUCCUAUGUAGAAACCUGGCACCUUCUAGACUUUUAUGUUUGUGAUCACAUCCAUUGUCCUUAAACACUUCUCCAGAGUCACUGAAACCAUUGAUUUGUGCAACUGCAACAGUAUUUCUCAAGAGUUUACAAUUGUCUUACACCACCAAUCAGAAAUAUGUUUGGGGAUGCAUGGGUGUUGGGGGCAACAAGAGCCAUUUCCACACUGCUCCCCAUACUACCUGUGUUGGUUCCUUAAGCAAAAAGGCCUCCAACCUUCAUUAAAUCCCAUAAACAAACAUUAAAUCCCGUGAGUCAACUUUCUUCCUUUUCUCCACCUGCCCCAUUUUGUCUUCAAUUCUCAGGCUAUAGAAUAGACAAGUUUUAAAAUGUACUUCAGCCAAAGCAGAAAGAUUUUCAUAGAUCCGCUAUGCAAAUGGUUCUGCUGUGACAUAGAUCAGAAAUUGUGUGUUCCUUCAUAUUUGGGGAUGGAGGCAACAAAACUGAAGCAUACUUCUGAUUGGUUAGCCAUCUUAGCCUGUUUCCUCUUGCAUAUUUUUUAGGGAGAGAGGGAAAGGGUCCUGUAUUUCUUCUGAUACCCUUCGGGGAAGCCGAUGAGCACUGUCUGGGCGUUUCUCACUGUUACUCCUGUUCGAGAGAGGGCUUCUCAGUCUGCACUGAAAAAAUGCAGAUUAAACUGGAUCUUUAUGUCAAUGUACACAGAACAAGCUUUUUUACUGGAAGUGAGGUUUAAAACCACACACUGCCCUUUUGGUGGUGUGCCUGUUGGGCCAAAAAUCAGGUGAUAAUGUAGUGUCACUUUCUCAGCUCAAUGCAGUUUCUACUUUUUCUUAUGGGAAAAUUUUUCAUAAAACCUUUUUGCACCAAAACCCAGGGGUGUUUUUUGCAAUAUCCUUGUUAUCCUCAUAGUGUGCCAACUCAGAGGCUUCUCUUGCCCUUUUCCUGCUGUGUUCUCAGGCCUCCCAAGGGCUGUUUGACUCAACAGUCUACAUCCUUCAUUGUAUUUUGGAGAAUGUGGAGAUGGUGGUCAGAGUUCAAGGUGUCUGUUCUUUUUUCCAUAGAACUCUUCCUAGUCCCUGUUUGGGGAAGGUGGCUGGAAACAGAUUUUUGUUGAAUAUCUGGCUCAGAUCUUCUAGCCAGGAAAGGCAAGAGCCCCCAAGAGCCCUCUUUUUCUGAUAUACACUAAUCAUUGGCCGGGGUCUUGGUGACAGUUUUUAAAAUCCCAAAUAGUUUUAUUUGGAUUAUGUAAAAGUCUAUCAAAUUUAUUUAAGUGUGAAUGAAACAUGGGAACAACGGACUUCCACUGAGCGACAUGAAAACGUUACAGGUUCAGUACUUCCAAAGGAAGAAACCUCCAAACCCAAAAAAGAAUAAAUACGAAUUUGUAUUUUUGAAGAAUGUGAAAUAAUGGUGUUUGCUUAAUUGCUCAUUUUGUAUAAACUUAAUAUUGUACUUUAAAAUAUCUGCUAAGAAGUGAAAAUUUAACUUUUUGGAAUUGAAAAAGCAAUAUUAAAUACUAAUGAAAUCCUAAUUAAAUGCUUAUUUAAA